Terrapene triunguis (Three-toed box turtle) is the source of this 750-nucleotide messenger RNA. Its product is annotated as protein shisa-1-like. The transcript is spliced from 2 exons. Lineage: Eukaryota; Metazoa; Chordata; Testudines; Emydidae. Bases 1 to 750 code for a protein of 249 amino acids. The record is from RefSeq and is a predicted model, not a curated record.
AUGGAGAGGGGCCCAUUGUGUGUCCUGGUGCUGUUGCUGACUCUGGGGGGCACCUCUGGGCAGGAUGGAGAGUACUGCCAUGGCUGGGCGGACAGCUCACAGCUCUGGCAUAGGGGCUUUCGGUGCCCAGAGCACUACGACAGCCCAGAGGCUACUCUAUGCUGCGGCACCUGCAACCUGCGCUACUGCUGCUCAACCAGAGAGGUUCGGCUGGACCAAGGCUUGUGUCCUAGUGACCAUCACCAGACCAGUCCCAAGCCUCCAUCAGUGCCCAUGUACUUACCUUUCCUCCUCGUUGGGUCCAUAUUUGUGGCUUUCAUUGUCAUUGGGGCCUUCGUUGGUAUUUGCUGCUGUAGAUGCCUGAAAUCCCAGGAUGAAGAGCAGCAACAUGGGCCUGCACCAAUCCAGAGUCGGCUGCUGGAAGCUGCUGCUCCUCCUUGGUUCUCCAGUUCAGCCACCAGAUGCUCCUUGGGUAGUCAUCCUCAGACCAAUAACAUCUGCCUGAGCAUGGCUCCACCUUUCCCCAUCAUAGGGUCCUCUCAAGGAGCCCAGUUCUUGCCUCCUACAUCAACCAAUGGAUCCCUUUUGCAGCCUGCAUGUACUACUUAUGGAAUACCAACUGAUCAUACUAUCAUAACAACUCCAGCAUCUUUCCUUAAUAGAGCAGUCUAUGGACAAACUUCUUACUAUCAUUUUCCUGUAAGUGCCAUGCCUGGUGACCAAACAAUGUACUCAGGCGCUCAUGUCUAA